AAAAGAAAAAAGAAAAAGAAAAAAAAGUGAUAUUUAUAUACACACUGCCUCCCUUUCCUUUAAACCCUAGACCCUAAUUCUUUCUCUUCCUCCUCCUCCACCACAAGCGGCUGCAACUCUUCUGAGGUAAAGCGGCUUCUAGGAGUAAUUUCGAGAAAAUGUUAGUUCUUUUCGAAACCCCAGCGGGUUUUGCCCUUUUCAAAGUGUUGGAUGAAGGAAAGCUUUCCAAAGUCGAUGAUCUGUGGAAGGAGUUUUCGUCUGCAGAUACAGCUAGACAGAUUGUAAAGCUAAAAGCUUUUUCCAAGUUUGAGAACACAUCAGAAGCGCUAUCGGCAGCUACUCUGUUGCUCGACAGCAAGCCCAGCAAAGGUUUACGCAAGUUCUUGCGCGCGCAUUGUGACGGUGAGUCGUUGGCGGUUGCGGAUUCGAAACUUGGAAAUGCUAUCAAGGAGAAGUUGCAAAUCGACUGUGUUCAUAACCAAACCGUUAUGGAACUUAUGAGGGGCGUAAGAAGUCAACUGACCGAACUCAUAACCGGUUUAGGUGCCCAAGAUUUAGCUCCGAUGAGCUUGGGUUUGUCUCAUAGUUUGUCAAGAUACAAGCUUAAGUUCAGCCCAGAUAAGGUGGAUACAAUGAUCAUUCAAGCUAUUGGCUUGUUAGACGAUCUCGAUAAAGAGCUUAACACUUACGCUAUGAGGGUUCGCGAGUGGUACGGUUGGCAUUUUCCCGAGCUUGCUAAGAUCGUACAAGACAAUAUUCUUUACGCCAAGGCAGUGAAGCUCAUGGGUUACCGCACAAACGCUGCAAAACUUGAUUUCUCCGAGAUAUUGUCGGAAGAGAUUGAAGCGGAGUUAAAAGAGGCUGCUGUAGUUUCUAUGGGAACCGAAGUCAGCGAACUUGAUUUGAUUAAUAUUAAGGAUCUGUGUGAUCAAGUGUUAUCUCUUUCGGAAUACCGUGCACAAUUGUACGAUUAUUUAAAAAGCAGGAUGAAUACGAUAGCUCCAAAUCUGACCGCUAUUGUCGGAGAACUUGUCGGUGCUCGUCUUAUUGCUCACGGAGGUAGUUUGUUGAAUCUCGCAAAACAGCCCGGGAGUACAGUUCAGAUUCUCGGUGCCGAAAAGGCUCUUUUUAGGGCUUUAAAGACAAAACACGCAACCCCUAAAUACGGGCUUAUUUAUCAUGCGAGUUUAAUCGGUCAAGCGGCACCGAAACAUAAGGGGAAAAUUUCACGUUCUCUUGCGGCUAAAACAGCGUUGGCUAUUCGAUGUGAUGCUCUUGGUGAUAACCAAGAUAAUUCUAUGGGGAUAGAGAAUCGUCUCAAGCUUGAAGCGAGAUUAAGAAGUCUUGAAGGUCGGGAACUUGGACGUUCUGCGGGAACGACUAAAGGCAAGCCGAAGAUUGAAGCAUACAACAAGGAUUUCAAGAAAGGAGACGGAGCAAUGAUCACCCCUGCAAAGACUUACAAUGCAGCGGCAGAUUCGGUUCUCGGGCGGAUGGAAGCAGAGGCUGAGAAAGACACAGAGAUAGCGGCACCACCAUCCGACGAGGUGAAAAAAGAUAAAAAGAAAAAGAAGAAGAAAGCCGUUGCCGAAGAAGAAGAAACCGCUGCGGCAGAAGAAGACGUCGGUAAGAAGAAAGACAAGAAGAAAAGGAAACAUGCAACCGAAGAAGCUGUCGAGGAGGAGAAUGUCGAGAAGAAGAAAAAGAAGAGAAAGCAUGCGGAAGCUGACGAUGAAGAAGAGGAAGAUGAAAAACCGAGUAAGAAGAAGAAAGAUAAGAAAAAGAAGAAAUCGGAAGAGUGAGAGAGAAUGUAUGGUUUAAAUUUGAAAUACAAGUGUUUGAAAAUUUUGGGUAUGUUGAAGAAAGACUUGAUGUUAUUGUAGGUGGGUUGAAUUUAGGAUUUCUGAAUGUGUUAAGUGGCAACAGAUGGACACUUUUUUUUGAAUCUGUUGGUGGUUGUAGGAAAUGCUUUUGUUUAUUUACUUGAUGUUGGUUUUUGUUUUUAA
This is a messenger RNA of Helianthus annuus (common sunflower), 2006 nucleotides long. Its product is annotated as probable nucleolar protein 5-2. Gene Ontology annotation, molecular function: snoRNA binding. NCBI's taxonomy places the organism in Eukaryota, Viridiplantae, Streptophyta, Magnoliopsida, Asterales, Asteraceae. The record is from RefSeq and is a predicted model, not a curated record. Bases 159 to 1802 code for a protein of 547 amino acids. Gene Ontology annotation, cellular component: small-subunit processome; box C/D methylation guide snoRNP complex. The transcript is spliced from 9 exons.